Molecule: messenger RNA, 2043 nt
Organism: Capsella rubella
Lineage: Eukaryota; Viridiplantae; Streptophyta; Magnoliopsida; Brassicales; Brassicaceae
Product: probable serine/threonine-protein kinase At1g09600
Exons: 7
Coding region: 17-1984 (655 amino acids)
Biological process (GO): positive regulation of transcription elongation by RNA polymerase II; protein phosphorylation
Cellular component (GO): cyclin-dependent protein kinase holoenzyme complex; nucleus
Molecular function (GO): RNA polymerase II CTD heptapeptide repeat kinase activity; cyclin-dependent protein serine/threonine kinase activity; ATP binding
Source: RefSeq, a predicted model, not a curated record
ACCAGCCUGAAGUAUUAUGGGAUGCAUUUGCUCUAAAGGAACUGCAGAAGAAGAAGUUAAUGACCAAUAUGAGAAACCAAAAGAGAAUUGGAACAAAACAACGUCCUCAGUUCAGUUGAUUGCACCUGUAACUUCCAAGAAAGAUGAUUUUUCACUUAAAUCCGCGGAUGAGAGCUCCCGUGGACGCAAAACCGAAGGGUUGGCGCAAAAACCUUCCGCUAGAGCCAGCGGGUUGAUUGUUCCUGUAGAUGAUAGUGAUGGUAAAACAGUAAUUGUUGAGAGACCAACGAGGUGUCACAGGAGAUGUUCAACUGCAGAAAUUGGGACAGGAGGAGGAGGAUUCAAUAUUUUUCAACCGUGUAAUAAUAUCUCCACAAGUGUUCCACAGAGCCCUGAGGCCGAGCUUAUUGCAGCUGGAUGGCCUUCUUGGUUAACCUCUGUUGCAGGUGAAGCUAUCAAAGGUUGGGUUCCACGAGGUGCAGAGUCUUUUGAGAAGCUGGACAAAAUUGGACAAGGGACUUACAGCAGUGUGUACAGAGCUCGGGACCUUGUGACCGGUAAAAUGGUAGCCAUGAAGAAGGUCAGGUUCGUUAAUAUGGAUCCGGAAAGUGUGAGAUUCAUGGCCCGAGAAAUCCACAUCUUGCGCAAACUCGACCAUCCAAAUGUUAUGAAGCUUGAGUGCCUUGUGACCUCAAAACUCUCUGGUAGCUUGUACCUUGUGUUUGAGUACAUGGAGCAUGACCUUUCAGGUCUCGCUCUUAGACCCGGUGUAAAAUUCACUGAGUCUCAGAUCAAAUGUUACAUGAAGCAACUUCUUAGCGGGCUUGAACACUGCCAUAGCCGUGGAAUCCUCCACCGCGACAUUAAGGGUUCAAAUCUCUUGGUAAACAAUGAUGGAGUCCUCAAGAUUGGAGAUUUUGGUCUUGCAAAUAUCUAUCAUCCAGAGCAAGAUCAACCCUUAACGAGCCGUGUAGUAACCUUGUGGUACAGGGCCCCUGAACUUCUACUGGGAGCAACAGAAUAUGGACCCGGGAUAGAUCUGUGGAGUGUUGGUUGCAUUCUUACAGAACUGUUUUUAGGGAAACCAAUCAUGCCAGGAAGAACAGAGGUGGAACAAAUGCAUAAGAUCUUCAAGUUGUGUGGUUCACCAUGCAAUGAUUACUGGCAAAAGACAAAGCUACCACUUGCGACAAGUUUCAAGCCACAACAACCUUAUAAGCGUGUCCUUCUAGAGACUUUCAAGAAUUUGCCAUCUUCUGCUCUAGCUCUUGUUGACAAGCUUCUAUCCUUAGAACCAGAGAAGCGGGGCACAGCUUCUUCGACGCUAAGUAGCAAGUUCUUCACAAUGGAACCACUCCCUUGUGAUGUAUCAAGUUUGCCCAAGUAUCCUCCAAGCAAGGAACUUGAUGCAAAGGUCCGUGAUGAAGAAGCAAGAAGGAAAAAGGCUGAAACUGUGAAGGGUCGUGGACCUGAAUCUGUGAGACGGGGUUCGAGAGACUUCAAGAGUACCACUACAACACCGGAGUUUGUUGCUUCAGGGAAGCCAAAGGAUACAAUAAUCACUCGGAGGUUCAAUCCUCAGGAAGAUAGUAGAACCGGCUUGAGGGGAGAGAUGGGAAGAGGAGACAGAGAUAAAGGCUUUUCUCAUACCAAUUCAAUGAUUCAUCCAAGCAUAGCAGCAACAUGGAGUAAAAACGAGAGCUCUAGGCACAAUGUAGUUGAGCUGAAGGCUACCAGAUCUAGCAACGUGCCCAUGAAUGGGAGAUACUUGUCUCCUUCACAUAAAGAUGAUGCAGCCAUAGAACCCACAACGACAUAUGUACGCAAGAAGAAUAGAAUGCACUGUUCGGGUCCAUUGAUGCCUCCCGGAGGAAACAUUGAGGACAUUCUGAAAGACCAUGAGAGGCAAAUCCAAGAAGCUGUAAGGAAAUCACGACUUGAGAAAUCUGCAACAAAGAAAAAUAACAGAACAUUUGCAAAGUAGAAGAAGACAUGGAUAAAAAUUUGCUAACACCCAAAACAAGAAAGAACAUUACCUGAACU